Molecule: messenger RNA, 3042 nt
Organism: Peronospora matthiolae
Lineage: Eukaryota; Oomycota; Peronosporomycetes; Peronosporales; Peronosporaceae
Source: the annotation of a GenBank genome assembly
AUGCACGUGCGACUCGUAGCGCUGUUGGCAGCUGCAGCUCUCACGUCCACGUCAAUAGCCGUGACGACGUGUCCCGUGUCCGUCCAAUCGCGGACGACGUCGACGUUGACGGACCCAAUCACUGAAGUCGUCGUCUCGAUCUCCAGUGGGAGCGGAAGCAGCAGCGUUGACGGUUCGUCGUCGUCACUUGGUUCGGGCUCGGGCUCUGGUAUCGUAGAUGCAGGCGGCAGUCAAGAUGAUCAGACGGCUGAGGUCGGGAGCAGUUCCGGCUCGUUUGGGGCGCCGCCUACGAACAGCUCGAGUGUGGACCAAGCGGGAUCAAACAACACGACGGCACCAACGACGACCACGGACAAUAGCAGCGGCAAUGGCACUGACAAGACACAAGCUGACGAAGGGGGUACGGGGGGUGCGACAACUCCUUCCGGCAGUGGAAACCCCACGUCGCCGUCUACUACGACGAGUCUAACGACGACGACGGACCCCCCGUCAUCACCAUCAACGGAGGCACCGCCGUUGUCGACAGGUGACGCUCCGUCGACGACUGUGGCCGUUACGGUCGCGCCGGUCACGAGCACGGACAGUGCAUCGUCUGUUGGAACGAGUACGACGACGGGGCCGACUCCUGAGGUGCCGGAGGCUGUGAGUGCAGCAGCAGAUACGACGACGACGACACCUUCGGGGUCAAACACAGGGGCCGGAUUGUCGCUGUCUCUUGGUAUACGGAAGCUCCAGACGACGACGACGACAGCAACAACGACAGUAGAUCCAGCUCUAGGGACGAGUGGGCUGGCGGGUUCGAUGACUGGUGCCACAAGCACGACGGACAAAACAAAUGUGACGACCACACCAGGCGCACCGACAAAUGGUCCACCUGUGACUGCUGGGACGGCACCAACGACAGGCUCGAGCUCGACAAAUACUUCGGUGGGCUCCAACUUGUCUUCAGGUUCGGACACGCUGUUAUGUGACAGCACGUUCUACUCCAAGUGGGACGCCAUGGGGCUGAAAUGUGGAGGCGCAGGCAUUGACGUCGCGUCGGCUGUUGCCGCGUCGAGCUGCGUGAUUUACAGUGGCAGGGCAGGCAGCACCUCGGGCUCCUCGUGUGUUUCGAUUUGCUCCUUCCCGGCGUGCACUGACGACGCGUGGGUGUACGGCGCCAACAACGGCAUCUCGUCGUCGGUCUAUGAUGGGUUGGGUGUCGAGGCGUUCCUCCCGGGUGAGGUGGUGGCGGCGCUAGAGGAGCGCUCGCCAACUGUGUCGACGUUCCUGUCGGAUUCCACCAUAUCGAACUCGGAGCAGUGCUCGUAUUCAUCAGAGAAUUCGUUCUCGUCGUGCUCAUGCUCCGCCAUGCUGGUUGAUCUCUCGAGCUCAGGAAGCGUUGCUGAAGGCGCGAGGAAGGAGCUGCGCCAGCAAAAUGAGGCGAACGGAGUCAUUACGAAAGACAUAACUAGUACUACCGGCACCGUCGUGGCAGCCACGUCGAAAAGUGUGGCUGGCGUCACGGUUGCAGUCACGGGCAUUGCUGCUAUCGCUAGUGCAGCCGUUGGCGGUGUCAGCUCUGCCGGUGCUUCGUUCGCGGCGGCUGGUUCGACCAUGGCCAUUACGACGGUUGAGAUCUGCCAGUUUGGCGUUCUUGUCAAUCAGCUUCAGCUUGACGGCAAGUCGGCGGCGUUAGCGCAGUUUGGCAAGGCCAUGGCCCCGGCUGCGUUCACGUUCUUGCCGUUUGGGACGCUGGACGAACCGGAUGUAAACAGUGGCAAGUCGAGCAGCAGCACCUUGUCUGAUGCUGUUGCCAACCGACGGCUGUCUAGCUCUAGCUCAAGUGGAAGCGACAGUUCCAAAGUCGCGAGUCAGCUCACUGGUAUAGAGAAAUACGCCCGUCAGCUGGACGUCAACGAAGACAUGCUGUUUGUCGUGACGCUUGCGGGUGUGUUCUGCGUGAUGGCCAGCGUAGUGGGUUUGUUCGGUAUCGGCUACUUGCUCGCUGGUUUCGUCAUGCCCCGCGAAACGUACUUGACUGCGUUUUUUGACAAGAUGAUUGGUCUUGAGGUUCUCGUGGCCAUCCUGGCGCAGUACACAAUCGGUGUGACAGCCACCUUUCAGAUCUAUUACUCGACGAAAUAUGAGAGCAUUACGGACCCCAAGUGUCUGCUAGCGAUUGCUGCCAUCAUAUUCCUGGCUGCUGGCAUUCUCGUGUACGGCUACGUCGUCAUCAAGAAACAUGAGGCUGAAAUUGUGGAUGUCGGGACGGUACAGCAUUUGAAGAAGACUGUCAACAUGCGUUAUGGUCCUCUGUACGAGGAGUACAAGUUCAAGAACCGUUACUUCUUCGCCGCGAAGAUGAUGCUCGCCUUGACGACGGGUGUGAUUACCGGCUGUGCAAACAUGUCGGGCAAGAUACAGGUAGCGCUCAUUCUCGCGUUGAACGUGGUGUUCUUUUUCUACUUGGAGAUUCAGUCGCCGCACCACUCGAAGUUCGUCCAGACUACCACGAGUUUCGUGUCCAUCAUGAAAAUUGCCGUGCUCGUGCUGACGUUCUUUUUGGUGACCGCGGCAACGAGCGAUGGCUUCCCGACCAGUCUGCAGAACGGCAUUUCAGUCGCCAUUGUGGGUCUCAACCUCUUUGUGCUGGCUCUGCUCAUGAUCCGGUCACUGUACGCAUUUUGGCAGAAGCUCAAGCUGCAACGUGACGCCGCGUACGACCAAGAAGAGCAGACUGCGCAGGACUACUUUAAAGACGAGACGCCCGUUAGAACCAAGGAUCACGCUCCCAGCAACGCUCAAGCCCCUGCUGGCCAGCCAGGUUCCCAGUCUCAGUUCGCGAACUUGAACAACAACGGCAGUAGCAGUCCAUACGUCCAGGGUCACGCCACUGUAGACCAUGCCAGCGCAGACGAGAUCCGCUUACGCUCGGCCACGCACGAGAAUGACGACCGGCAUCAAACGUACGACGCAGGCCGGCGCUCGGCUGCCAACCACUACAUUAAGGAAGACCAGAAGCCUCACGGCCACGUUCGGAACGACGUGGUGGAGCUGUAG